GGGCAGGACGCACAGGGGAAUGGUAGUAGAGGGUGUCUGGGAGGUCCUGCUGGGGGCUCCAGGCAGAUGUAGCCUGAGGGCAGAGUCACUGUUGGGAACAGAGCCCCCGCCCAGCCGCCUCCUCCAGGUCAGCCCUGCUGUAAGCCCAGCACCCUGCUCCUGCUCCUGGGACAGGUGCAGAACCGAGCAGAGCGCCAGCCCCCAACAGGCCACCAAGGUGGACGCCUCGCCUGGAGGUUCGGCCAGGCACCCAGGUACAUUUGGAGCCCCUCAGGCAUGGCUGCUUGGGCUCAAACGGGUGCCCGCCUCCAGCUGGGAGGAGCCCAGCUCACAAACACAGACGCAGGGGUGCAGGCACCCACCAGCCCCUCAGGUGUCUGAGCACGUGCGAGGAGGGCGCCGCCGGGCCCUGGGGGCUGACCCCACCCAGCCACCCUUCCACAAGAUUAACCUUGCAGGGCUCUGACCACCUUCAGGACACCUCCCGGGGUCAGCAGGUGAGCUGAGGAAGGGGAGGAAGGGGAGCUGGGAGAGGAGAGGGGUUGCCUUGGGAAGCACACAGGCAGGGCAGGGCUGCAAGGCCUCGUCUGGACUCUGUCCUGCUCUCAACCCCUGUGGGGCCACAGCAAGACACGGGAGCCCACAGAAGCCGGGCCCAAGCUGCAGGCUCAGAGGGGCUGCUGAGCCGAGAGGGUGUAAGGACCCACAGGAUGCUGUCCCUUUGAGUCCCCACCACUGGUGGCACAGAGAGACACGCCGAGCUUCUCGUCCUCCAGGUGCCCCCUCCUCCAGGGAGGCCACCAGGAAAGCACGAGGCCCUUGUUCAGCCGCUUCCAGAAGCCGGAGCCCCGUGAAGAGAGAACGAACGCUUGGGGUGCAGAGGAGACAGGGUGGGGACGUUCUGGGUUCGGCCAGAUCUCUACUGGGGUCUGGCUGAGCAGGAUGCCGAGAGCUGGCAUGUCCCCCUUGGGCCAGAGGGUCUGGGGGCAGGUCCCUGAGGAGACACACCCCCCCCUCCCCCGGCUGGGAAGGCACCUCCUCCUCCCUGCCCUGGCCUCCAGGGUGACAGGGAGCCCUGGGGAGUCCCUGGCCCAUCCUUCAUCCUCGUGGCCUGGUGGCCGGAAUGGUGCGGCUGGGUCAGGAAGGGAUGGGUUGGCACUGGAGGCGCAGGACGGGCAGGAGGAGGAUGGGGACAGCGAGGAGGGGGAGGGGUGGUGGGGGAAUUGGAAGUGCAUUCCAGACGAUUGACUCAGCACUGCAGCCGGGCUGGGGAGGGGAGCGGCCCAGCUGCCCUCCCGGGAAGGUCCCUGGGAUCGCUCCCUGGAGAGGAGAUAAGAUGGGUGGGGCCCGGCUGGAAGGAGAAUCCCUGGCCUGGGCAGCUCUGCUGCUGGCUGCUGGCUGCUGGCUGCUGCCCUAGGCUCUGCUCAGGUGCCUCCUCCUGGAAGCCUUCUGGGAUUCCUCCUCUGCUCCUGGACCCAGGGGUGCCCUUGGGGAGCCUGGCUUUAUUCAGCCUCCUGUCAGACACGGGCAGCGUCCAGGGGGGCCGGGGGGAUCCUGGGAGCUGAGUGGGUGGAUGUUUUGGGGGACCCUUCCGGAAAGUGCUAAGCCAUGCCCCCAGGCACAGCCACCAGCAGAAGGGAUGCACCCCGUUUGCUAAACAAGGCACCAACCCGCCCGCCUGGCUGGGCCCUGUUCACUGCUUCCCGCUGAGUCUGGAAGACCCAGGGGCCCGUUCUCUGGAGGCUGAGUUGGUUGAGAGGCCCCCGAACUUCUCCUGGGAGGCAAGGGGUGCGUGGUCCAAGAGCCCCCACGCGCCUGUGGCGGGAGCUUGCCUAGCCCUGGAAACCACCCUUAAGCCCAGGGCGCCCUGGGGUCCCCCCACCCACGUGGGUCACCCAGAGGGUACUGUGGAGGACGGGGUGCUGAGGACGCUUUCUCUGGGGGGUCCCUCCGUGGGGGGAAGCCGGGCGCCGGGUCGUGAGGACACAUGCGGCCUGAGCAAGGACCGAAGUGCCCAGAGCCGUCCAGCUGGUUUAGCCCCGGGUGCCCGGCCCACGGAGACAGUGGGGUGCGUGGUCCUUGUGGUUCUAACCUCCUGGUUUGGGACUUGUUAUGACUCCCGAGAAGCCGAGGCCCAGAGUGGCUCCAUGACUUACCCACAGAACAUGCUAGAAAGAGCGUGGAUUUGGACCUGGGUUUUCCAGGUGCUGAGCUGCCCUCACCCCAGACCCCACAGUCCUCAAUAGUCCUUGAGAGACCCUCACGGACACUUGGGGGCCUCUCGGCCCGGCCGCACCAGCCACUUGGAAAGGUGACAGCUGGGUGGUCCCAACUGCGGGAUCUCGUGGCGGGGUGGGGGGCUGUGGGCCCCUGGCCCGGGCAGAUCCCGGGUGGCUGCUUCCUGCCCACACACCAGCUUUGCCAGUGGGAGCCUGCACGGCGAGGAGAGGAUUAUUUAUAACCUGUUAUCUGUUGGGACAAGGCUCUGUAACUCAGGGGAGGGCCCAAGGCUCAGCGAGGCGGGUUCGGCGGCAGCAGUGGGCACGGGCAGUAGGGGCCAUGCACUUUAUUCCCGCCAGAGCCCAAUGCACACUUAAUUUCCCCUGGAGCCCCCGGGACAAGGCUGGGGCCGAGGGCAGGCUGACGCGUCUGAGGGGGUCACUCUAGCAGCAGAGUGGAGAUGCCCUGGCUGGGGUGGGGGGGCGUGCCUGGGACCACGGGACAGUUUUCCUGUGGGAAGGUGGGGGCUGGGGCCAGGAGGUGACCUCGGGGAGGCACUGGUCAGGUUUCAGAGACAUUUUGAGGGCCGAGUCAACAAUAUUUCCUGACACACGGACGUACAGGCAGAGGGCUCCAGGGUUGGCUCACAGGCUGUGGUCUGAGCGGCCAGAAGGACGGUGUCCCCAGGGACAGAGCACGCAGCAGAGCCAGGGGCUGGUCUUGGCCGUGUUAAGUUAGACUUGUCUGUCGGACACCCAGGCAGAGGUGCUGAGUGGAGUCUGGGGCUCAGGAGGGAGCUCUGGGUUCGAGGUCUUGGCAGAGGGGCGAGUGGAGCAUGGGACACAAGAACGCCAUCGCACCAUUUCGGGGCAAGGGCAGUGCUCUGAGACGGAGCUUGCUCAGUGUGAACGAGGGAGCCCCAGCUGCUUGUGGCAGUCGUCUUGUCACCGUGAGGCCUCAGCUGAAGGAAGACACCGAGGGAGAGAGGGCCACUAACACACAGAGCCGCGUCCUCGACCAGACCUCUCCUGAAGGCUGCCCACUGGGCAAGCCAGGUUGGGUCGAGUCCCCCCACCCUGAAGCUGAGAGCUUCUGGCCAAGGCCAUCAGCAGGCAGUCGGGACUGUACCUCUCACACCAGUGACACCCGCACCCCACGCCACCUGGACCCUGGGCGGAAAGAAGCCAGACCAGCGGCGGAUGCUCUGACCCCGCCGUGGACAGCGUCCCGUCUCCGUGGUUUCCACUUCGGGGAGCUGUCUUCGCCGCCGUCCCGGGGAUGGACAGUUUCCAACCAGAGGGUCAGGAAAACAAGGCCUCUCACACCUGGGAUUUUAGGUUGUUUCCAGUGUUUGUGGGACCGGUCGCGCCCCCCCGGAGCCCCCCGCGCACGCGGCCGCUCUGUGGUCGGGCCAUUUCCUUAGGCCAGGUGCCCAGACGCGGGGCUGCAGGGUUGGGUCACGGCCAGGGCUCGAGGUGCCAAGUCGCUGUCAGCGUCGCUGCGGCCCCUCCCCCACUCCUGCCGGCGCCCUCCCGCGCUGUCCGUGGGCCCGGCCGCCGGCCUUGUGGCCGGGUGCCCCCAGGGCUUGCUUGCCCUGUGUGUGUCAGCCCGUGCUUUCCCGAGGAGGGACCCGCGAGGGAGACCCGGCAGGUAGACGGCUGUGACCACCACACGCUUUUCCUAUGCGGAUCGAUACACGGGGAGGCCGGGCACGCGAUCGUAACAGACAGCGGUUGCGUUCGGGGUUUCAAGUUUUUACUCUGUUUCAAAUUUCUAUGCUGGGCUUUGUUGAACCUAAACACUGUGAGCAGCGGCCCUGCUGCCCACAGUGAUCUGUGGUCCGUGCUGUCUUCCGGAGAAAGCUCCCUGUCUUCUGGAGCUUCGGCAAACCGUGGGAAAACUGGGAAACAGCAAUCAGCGUUCCCCCACAGCCUUGUAUGUGAGCGCUGUCGGCCUUCCAGAACAGGCGUGAGAACCGACAGUGAACCUCGGCUCACCCGCCUCCCGCGUCCCCCGCUCCGCUGGCUCUGCGAAGCCGCAGUCACCUGUGUGUCGCUGGCCGCUGUCGACCCACCGGUCACCUUCACACCCGGACCCCGGCCGCUGGAAGCAAGCCGCGGGCAUCGUGACCUUUCACCCCAGGUCCCAAGGCGCGCGGCAUCAGCACGACCGUCCCUUUCCCCCUGGUCCUGGUGGCGUCCCUGGCUGCCCGGGCUUUGGUGGAGCCGUCCAGACGCUCUCGUCUGCUGUCCCCAGAGCAACCUGCCUCGGGGGCCUGUGGAGCGCUCUCCGCCCGGAGGGGCCUGCUUGCUCCCACGAGGCUGGCCAAGAGCACGCACGUUGGCAGGAGCGCGGCAGGCGGCGGUGCGAGCUUCCCCCGUGCGGAGACGCACCCGCCCCACGCGUGUUCCAGAACAUUCAUUGAACCGUUGCCGGAUCCCCCUGAAGUGCAUUUAGCGCUGGGGGUAAAGUGUGGUUUCAGCAGGUCACUCUUCCAGACUGUCCUAUGGAAUAAACAGGCCGGUACCUCUCACGGCUUUUCCUCUGGGACAGACUCUUUUCUGGGCUCUGUGGUUCCGGUCCGUUUGUCACACGAGAGCCUCCCUGUUCUGAUUAUGGUAGCUCCAUGACCCAUUUGCCUCUUCCUUCUAGAAGUCUCUGUGCUUCCUGCAUGCACCUUUAGCCCCUUGGCCCGGCUUCUACAGGCCACUUGAGCACCUUUCUCCCCCUGGUGAGGGAGGCCCCCCGAGUUGACCCCACAGCUCUGGUCUGAUUUGUGCUCCCAUCCAGGGAGGUGCAGGCCUCUCUGACGUCGGGAGGCUUUUCCGUCUGGUGGGCCCAUGUCUCUGGAGGGUGUGACCUCACUGUCCUCUCUCAGGGAGGCCUGGCAGGCCAUCCCUGCACUAUAUCCCCAGCCGUCCCAGGGUCCAGCCGCUAGCUCUGACCUCUGCCCGGCAGGGGUGAGUCCUGUCUGUCUGAUGGCCAAGGGCUGCUGCAGGCCUUUCCCGCCCCGUCCACGGUCACAGACCCGAGAGGGACAGGGCCCGUGGGCAGUGCCUGGGGAAAGAGGUGGGGGGUGGCUCUGGGUUCAGACCGGGGGGCCAGCCCCAUCUCCUUGGAAUUCACACCCAGAACACAGGAACUUGGCCACAAGUCCUGAAGACCCCAGGAGGCAAGCGAGGGGAACAGGGGUUGCUGCUUUGGCCGGGGAGGCUGGCAGCUAAACUUCCUGUCUAGGCUGCCACAUUUUGUGUUCCCUGCCCACACUCUCUAAUGCCUUCCAUACCCCUCGAGUAAAGUCCAGAUGCCUUACUUUGGUCUCAAGGCCUGUGUGACCUGCCCCACUGCCUGCCUCCCCCAGCUCACCUUCUCCCACCAUCCCAUGCCCCUUGUUAUUCCUUGAACAAGCCAAGCCAGUUCCUGCCCCGGGGCCUUUGCACGUGCUAUUGUUGUUUCUGCCUAUAAUACUGGACCCAGACUUUCUGGAUGGCCGGUUGGCUUCCUCUCCAACAGACCUUACUGACCACUCCCGAAACACGUUACCUGAAACACUACAUGCUUAUUUGUCACUUGCUUAUCCGGAGACCCCGAGUUCCAGGAGAGCUUUGUUUUCGGUUUGCGCCCCUCGUGCUCCACAGACUGGAGUACGUGAGUAUUUGUCGAAUGGGGGGAAUGAGUAUUCCUUAAAGCAACCGUCUAUGCUGGCCAUUAUCCAGAGGAGAAAACCGAGGCUCCCAGAUGCCCAACACUUUGCUCAAGGUCACACAGCCGGUGAGGCCAGCGGGGGUGUCCCCGUCCCCUGGCUCCGCUGGUCUUGGGGUGUCUGAGGGUCCAGACCUCUGCUGGCUUCAAGGCUGGAGGCGGCCCGCCAGCACUCACCUGGCUGGCUCUGCACUGCAGGUUUGAACUGCAUGUGUCUAGACGAGCUUUGCCCAAUGGACGUAUCGUUUUAGGACAUUUCAAAUGUUCUAUAGUGGCCGCGUCAAACAAAGGAAAAACAGGUGAAACUAAUUGCAGUAAUAGAAUUUAUUUAAGCAAUACAUCGAAAAUGCUAUCAUCUCAACGUGGAACUAAUUUAAAAAUUGGCAAUG
Acinonyx jubatus (cheetah) is the source of this 6311-nucleotide messenger RNA. RefSeq lists its product as uncharacterized. The record is from RefSeq and is a predicted model, not a curated record. Bases 3499 to 4677 code for a protein of 392 amino acids. Lineage: Eukaryota; Metazoa; Chordata; Mammalia; Carnivora; Felidae. The transcript is spliced from 2 exons.